Penicillium verrucosum is the source of this 813-nucleotide messenger RNA. RefSeq names its product class I SAM-dependent methyltransferase. The record is from RefSeq and is a predicted model, not a curated record. Lineage: Eukaryota; Fungi; Ascomycota; Eurotiomycetes; Eurotiales; Aspergillaceae. The transcript is spliced from 3 exons. Bases 1 to 813 code for a protein of 270 amino acids.
AUGGGACAGACACUUGCCGACAAGAACCAAGAAUAUUGGAACAAUGCUUCGCAUCAUGUUUUCAAAGACAAAUGGAUUCAAGAUAUGCAGAAUCAGGUUUUAGAAUUCCUGACGGGUAACGUCGACUGGAUAGGCGUUCAGUUUCCUACAGGCGACAAUGAGCGGCAGACGAAGUUGAUGGAUUAUGCCUGCGGAAAUGGCAUUGUGUCUCGCGUGAUCCCUGCAUCAUCUUUUUCCAAAUGCAUUGGCAUUGACCUAUCAGCUGGCAUGCUAGACGAAUAUCGUGCAACCGCAGCCGAACUAGGCCUCGACAACUCACGCAUGUCGGCCGUUCAGGGUGAUCUCUUGGCUCCCACGCUUACACCGACUACCCCUCCACUUAGCAAAGAAGAGCUGGAUGGGUUCGAUUUGGUAGCGAUUUGUAUGGCAUUGCACCAUGUCGAAGACAUCGCUUUGGCCACCAAACGUCUCGCCGAAAGGCUGCGACCGGGUGGUGUGCUUCUGAUCAUCGACUGGGCGGCGCGUGAUUUGUUGAAUGAGCCUGAGCAGCAAGUCAGGGAGCAGACAACUCCGUCCUCUUCAGGGGUUCAUCACGAUCACCACCAUCACCAUAUGCACGGUGUAAUAGACCCAAAACACCCUGCAGCGCAUACCAUGUCCCACAACAGCUUUUCACGGGAUCAGAUACUCUCCCUCUUCGAACAAGCGGGCUGUGCAGAGUCUCAAUUUAUGUUGGCGGAUCGACUAUCGCCCGUUCCUGGCGCUCGGAGUGGGCAGAUGCAACUGUUUUGGGCUCGUGCGACUAAGCUGUAA